AUGGGGAGACCCAAUCUUCGGCGGCGAGCCCCUAUCGGCGAAAAGCUAGAUGACAUUGAUCGUAAUAGCCCGCCACGCGAGAGUUUGCGCGUCCCUUCCUCCGACUCGCUCGAUGCCGGCUAUCUCACCACUGUCCCGGAUUCCAGAUGUGCUCUACUUGUCAAUGUUCUUCAAAUCGCCCACAAGGAUCACAAGAUUCACAAGCUUAACAAGGAUCCUGAGGAGACUAAAAGUCUCCCUAGCAAGAAAUUUUCCACCAAAGGCCGCUGCAUAAUCACCAUUUCCAGACUAAGACCCAACAAAACUCAACUUGCAUAUUGUGAGACUCAAGUUUGCGAUGUUAUCGCGUCCAACAAUACCGCAGGUCCUCAUCGAGUCAUCUAUAUCGUCUUACCUAGGCCUUUCUUCAUUUGCGAAGAAAAUAUUUUCAUUAAUCGAACGGCGGACGGUAACUUUGGCUUGCCAGAGCCCUACAGCCUCAGACUCGAGUUAGAAGCUUCAUACAACCAAUAUUGGCCGCCAUCAGGUGUGGAUAACUGCGGCACCUCCGCACCCUCUCCCCCCCUCUUCUCGAUUUACGGUGAAGAAUCGGUCCUCUCAAACCAGUUCAACCAGAUUUCCGGCAGGCAUUUCUUAUCUUCAUUUACGAUCACCCGCGAAGUCCUGGUUCCUACUGAUUAUACCAUGGAAAUUGACGUUAUCCAAACUUCGCGAGAGACAUAG
Trichoderma gamsii is the source of this 723-nucleotide messenger RNA. RefSeq lists its product as hypothetical. The coding region runs from base 1 to 723 and encodes 240 amino acids. The record is from RefSeq and is a predicted model, not a curated record. The transcript has 2 exons. Lineage: Eukaryota; Fungi; Ascomycota; Sordariomycetes; Hypocreales; Hypocreaceae.